This is a messenger RNA of Myxocyprinus asiaticus (Chinese sucker), 1212 nucleotides long. RefSeq names its product retinoblastoma binding protein 9 (gene rbbp9). Gene Ontology annotation, molecular function: hydrolase activity. The record is from RefSeq and is a predicted model, not a curated record. The transcript is spliced from 6 exons. Lineage: Eukaryota; Metazoa; Chordata; Actinopteri; Cypriniformes; Catostomidae. The coding region runs from base 607 to 1161 and encodes 184 amino acids.
UGUUCAAAAGAGAAAAUCACACCGAAAUGAGAAAUGCUGUCCUUUUCUGCAUAUCACUGCCCCCUUCCGCAUAUCGCGGCGGCUCAUUUUUGGCCGGCCCACCCGGUUCUCCCAAUGGCCAGUCCGCCACUGAGCCUUGCUGAAGCACCCACAGAUCAUCACCGAUAAGAGAAAGAGCAAGAGUUGUCCUUCCGCAUCGCUGUUCCACACUCCAGUUCAGUUGGUGGCGGUAAUGCACCAAAAGCUGGUUUGCCAACCGUCAAAAUUCAGAAGAAGAAGGUGAUCCUUUUUUACGGACUGUGAUGACACGUUUCCGCCUUAUAUAGCAUCGUAAAUCUAACAACCUUUUUUUUAUUAUUUUUUUAUAAUAGCCAUUUUUUAAAUAUUGAUUGUAAAUUGUAUUAUUAUUAUUAUUAUUUUAUAUAGUUACCACAGCUGCGAGGGGGGUUCUUAUACAGCUGCUGAGAGAAUGACAGUACACGCAUUGCAUUUUCUCUCAUCUGACUGUCUCAUCUGACUGACCUCCCCUUUCUGUAGUAAUUGAAAAGUAAUAGUGGAUUUUUUCGUUUGCUGUUGGAGCAAAUGGUGUUGUAGUUGGUCUUAAAAAUGCAGCUGAAGAGAGUUGUGAUCCUGCCGGGGAACGGCGCAGGGAAUAUCGAGCACUGUAACUGGUACGGAUGGUUAAAGAAACGAAUAAAUGAGAUAUCCGACGUGUCUUGUGUGCUGAAGAACAUGCCAGAUCCUGUGACGGCCAGAGAGAGCAUUUGGCUUCCGUUUAUGGAGAAGGAUCUGAAUUGUGAUGAAGAGACAGUAAUUAUCGGACACAGUUCAGGGGCUGCUGCAGCCAUGAGGUAUGCAGAAACACACAGAGUGUAUGCCCUUAUUCUGGUGGGUGCUUACACCACAGAUCUGGGAGAUGAGAAUGAGCGUGAAAGUGGAUAUUUCAGUCGGCCAUGGGAAUGGGAAAAGAUUCGAGCAAACGUGAAACACAUCCUUCAAUUUGGAUCCACAGACGACCCCUUCCUGCCUUGGGAAGAGCAACAGGAAGUGGCUGAUGGAUUGAAGACCGAUUUAAAAAAAUACUCGGACCGUGGACACUUCCAGAAAACAAUCUUCCCAGAACUCAUUGAUGCAAUAAAAAGACUCAAAACUGACAGUUAAAGUGAUAGUUAACCCAAAAAUAAAACUUCUCCCAUCAUUUACUCACCCUCA